CAAUGAAGUUGGUCUUCUUUAUUUCAACAUGUCGUCAACUGCAGCUAUACAGAUUCCACAGAUUCCACAGAUCAUCAUCAACAUGUUGUUACAGUUGAUGGCCCGGGAUGAAUUGGUCGACCUUUUGGACCAAUUCAAUCACAUCUGGAGUGCCAAUAAGCAGCUACUAUGGACUGGCUUGCGCCGCGAGGCUGCACAAAGCUUUGCAGAUAAAUAUGGAUUACAGACAUUGACCACAGCCAUGGGCCCCUUUAUGGAUAGAAAUGACCCUCGCUGUUUAUAUGCUACCAAGUCUACCAAGGCCUGGAGCGAGUAUAUCAAAGGCGCAUCGGCGCUCUUUGCAUUCUAUAUUUCCAAGGGUGAUAUGGUCCUUGUCCUUUCGCCUACUCCGCCCAAUCGUUUCCACCCUUCAGGUUGUACCAAUUUUCAGCUCAUUGAAAAACCAAUCCUGCAAGGCAAGUUGGGUAACAGGGCGGUAGGGCGCAUAAUGCUAAUCCACCCUAUGGUGCAUGGUGCAGAGGCGACCGCGUAUCAAGCGUGGCCGACUAAUAAUACAAGCAAGUGGCAGGAAAUUUUCGGCAACGAGCGGGCCGCUCCAGUCCGCUGGAGAAAAGUCAAACCGAACUCGAAUGCCGCGAUUAGGGCCGCAAAACAGGCGUGGAAGCCGAAGAGAGCACACACGGAGACGUUGGAAGAAAAGCUUGCUAGACAAAAGGCACACGCACACAAGGCUCGAACAGACCGGGCUCGAAAGGCAAGUAUCCAAGAGCAGAAAAGACGGGCUCAUGAAAUGAAGGUACAGAGAGAUCAAGCUCGAAAGGUCGCAAAGGAACGGGCACUGGAGCAAAGCUUGAGCUUCCAACACAGUGAGCCUUGGUCGCCGGCAAAAAUAUUUGCCAGGAGAGGAUUGACCCAAAAGGACUUGGACGACCUCGGCGUCUUGGAAGUUCACGACGAUUUCGUAGUUUUUGCUUUUUAGUUAGCUUUUCGCACUUUUAUUCGGGCGUUUGCGACCAAAAGUCUGAAUCCAGAUGGCGAAGUACCCAGCAAGUUGCACUGCUGAGCAAAGUUACAUAUCAAGCCGAUUUUGUCCUUUCCUACCCCCCUCGGUUUCCCAAAGGAGGUCUGCGCUUAUUACAAAGAAUACAGUUCUGCGUGCUAUGGGAGGGUAAGAAGGGG
This is a messenger RNA of Pyricularia oryzae 70-15, 1179 nucleotides long. RefSeq lists its product as uncharacterized. NCBI's taxonomy places the organism in Eukaryota, Fungi, Ascomycota, Sordariomycetes, Magnaporthales, Pyriculariaceae. The coding region runs from base 29 to 979 and encodes 316 amino acids. The record is from RefSeq and is a predicted model, not a curated record. The transcript has a single exon.